Molecule: messenger RNA, 1494 nt
Organism: Aspergillus calidoustus
Lineage: Eukaryota; Fungi; Ascomycota; Eurotiomycetes; Eurotiales; Aspergillaceae
Source: the annotation of a GenBank genome assembly
AUGACCUCUUUAGCGUCCACCCUCUCCGACCCAACCCUCUUCGUCGAAAAGUCCUACAUUAACGGCCAAUGGGUCUCAUCCACCUCAAACAACACCUUUAACGUCUACAACCCCGCGACAGAGACCCUACUCGGCACAUGCCCCGAGUCGACCACCGACGACAUCACCCUCGCCAUCCGCGCCGCAGCAAGCGCCUUCCCAGCAUGGCGUUCCCAACCCGGGCGUACACGCGGUCGAAUCCUCCGCAAACUAUACGACCUCAUCGUCGCCCACAAGGAAGACAUCGGCAAGAUCAUCACAGCCGAGAAUGGCAAAUCACGAAGUGACGCAGAGGGCGAAGCGCUGUUUGCCGCGGGGUUCUUCGAAUGGUUCGCCGAAGAAGCGCCGCGAAUCUACGGGGACGUUAUCCCCCACAGUAAUGCGAGCGCCCGCAUCCAGGUUACCAAGGAGCCCGUUGGUGUCUGUGGGCUUAUUACACCAUGGAACUUUCCGCUGGCCAUGGGGGCUCGCAAGGUGGCCGCUGCGCUUGCCGCGGGGUGUACGGUUGUGCUCAAGUCUGAUGGGCUUACGCCCUUUUCGUCGAAUGCGCUGGCUGUGCUUGCGGAGCGGGCGGGUGUGCCCAAGGGUGUUUUUAACGUUGUCACUUCCCUUGAGAACACCCCUUCCCUUGGAUUAGCGCUCUGCGAGUCGGAUGUUGUGAAGAAGAUCUCGUUCACCGGGUCCACGCGUGUUGGGAAACUCCUCAUGCGCCAAUCGAGCAGCACGCUGAAGAAGCUUUCUCUCGAGCUCGGCGGCAACGCCCCCUUUAUCGUGUUUGACGACGCAGAUCUGGAGAUCGCCGUCGCCAGCGCGGUGGUGAGUAAAUUCAAGGUGACGGGUCAAACCUGCGUGUGCGCCAACCGCUUCUACGUACAGGAGGGCAUCUACGAGAGAUUCGCACAGCGCCUCGUCGAGGAGGUCCGCAAAUGCCAGGUUGGAAACGGAGUCGAUGCGGCGGUCACACAUGGGCCCCUAACAAACGGAGUCGCAAAAACACAGGAACAUAUUCGGGAUGCGAUGGGCAAGGGGGCGACUGUUCUCCUUGGUGGGAAUACGCUGCCAGCCCUGGGCAGGAACUUCCACGAGCUUACGAUUUUGGGGAACGUGGAUGAUUCGAUGAUGGUUGCUACGGAGGAGACCUUUGGACCCCUUGCGGCGCUGGCAACGUUCAAGACGGAGGACGAGGUCGUACGCCGUGCGAAUAAGUGCGAGGUUGGCUUGGCCUCGUACCUGGUGACGAGUGACUUGGGCAGGGCGCAUCGGGUGUCGGAACGGUUGGAGUAUGGAAUGGUGGCUAUCAACACCGGGGUCAUUUCGGAUUGGGCUGCACCGUUCGGAGGAGUCAAGCACUCGGGGAUGGGCCGCGAGGGCAGCAAGUACGGGAUCGACGACUACGUGAACAUCAAGAUGGUGGUGACGGGGGGGAUCAACACCGUGCAUUCUCCGAAUUUGUAA